CUCAAACAGCGACAACGUUAAUAUGUUGGUAGCCAAUUAUUUCGUAAUUUUCGGUUUUCUGUGUGUAUCCAACGGAUUUGUUGUACGGCGGCAAUUUGACCCAAAUGCAUUAUAUCAGCAACAAUCACAGACCGCCCAGAACUACAUGAAAAAUGGCGGCGGUUCACAGUCACCACCCGGAAGUAGUUCUUCUUCCGGUACCGCAGCUAAUUUUGAUCCCAGUUCAGUGAACACCGUUUCACAGACAGGAGCAGGUGGUUCUGGCUCUAGCGGAUCCCAAUCAAGUUUUGAUCCUAAUAAAGUAAAUCAACAAAUUACACAAAGUCCGCCCCCUGGAGGAAACUCUCCUUCUCAGAGUAUGUCGGCAGCCGGAACCGGAAGUGGAAGUUCUUCGAGCGGAAGUAGUUCCAGCGGGUCACAAAGUAUGAUGCCAUCAAUGACAGGGAUGACAAACAGCGGAAGCAGUGGCAGUAGCAGUAGUGGAUCAUCAGGAAACAACAUGCCGUCAUUUUCAAUGGGAAGUUCUUCCGGUGGUUCUACAGGUGGCUCAUCAGGUGGAAUGUCAAAUCCCUUUGGGAUGGGAAGUUCUUCCGGUGGAUCUUCAAGUGGAACUGGAAGUAGUUCUACCGGAUCACAAAGUAUGGUGCCUUCAUUGUCGGGAAUGAGCAGUGGUGGAAGUAGUGGUGGAAGUAGCGGAAGCUCUUCGGGAAGCUCCUCCGGGAGUUCCUCCGGUGGAAGUGGUGGAUCAGGCGGAAGUUUUGAUCCCAAUUCGAUAAAUUCUUUGAGUAAUAACAUGGGUAACCCUGCCAAGUUUUUAAGUAACAUGGGUUCAAGUGCAGGGGCCUCGCAACAAGGUAUGACUUCAGGAAGCAGUGGAUCUGGUGCUAGCAGUAGUGGAGGGUCCAGCGGGGGCACUGGAGGAAGCAGCAGUGGCGGUGCAAGCCAAAGCAUGUCGCCAUCAGGCUCGGGCCAAAGUAUGUCACCUUCAGGAAGUGGUCAAAGUAUAUCUCCUUCGGGAAGCGGCCAAAGUAUGUCACCUUCGGGAAGCGGCCAAAGUAUGUCACCUUCAGGAAGCGGACAAAGUAUGUCACCUUCGGGAAGCGGAAGUAGCAGUGGGAGCUCCUCCGGGUCUGGAUCUGGAUCGAGUGGAAGUUUUGAUCCAAACGCCAUUAACCAACAAAUGAUGUCGUCAAACUCAAUGACCAAUCCGUCCCAGUUUCAGAGUGGCACAAGUAAUGGUGGUAGUCCUCCGAUGGGAAGCACGUCAGGUGGAAGCUCUAGUGGCAGUGGUACUAGCAGCGGAAGUUCAAGCAGUGGGGGAAGUGGUGGCUCAAGCCAAAGCAUGUCACCGUCUAGCUCUGGACAAAGUAUGUCACCCUCAAGUGGUUCCAGCACCGGUGGAAGUGGUAGCAGUAGCGGCGGAAGCAGUAGUGGUUCAGGUAGCGGAUCCGGAAGUAACAACCCACCAAGUCAGAUGACAAACCCGAUGGCAAUGAUGGGAAGUGGUAUGGGAGGGUCUGGAGCUGGGAAUAUGGGUAACUUCGAUCCUAAUGCAAUCAAUAAGCAGCUGAUAAACACAAAUUUCUUUAAUCCGCAGAUGAUGGGCAGACGAUAGAAACGAUAUUUAAUGUUAGAUUUUAUAGUCAAUACCAGUGUCUGAAAAAUUGGGUGAUUCAACGUUUGGACUUCAUAAUUUUAAAGACGAAAUUAGAUUUAACUCUUUUAUUGAAUAAAUAAAUAGGUCGCUUCGUAAAUGUCCAGUAAUAUUGUAUGAGGAUAAUAAUGAAUUAUAAUAUAUGAGUUUCAUUAUAAUGUAUGAGAAAUCAUGUACUAGUGAGUAAGUUGAUAAAAUCUCUUCUUUAAUUAUGUACUGUGUUUAGGACUCUUGAUCGUUUACUAAAGUAGUACUUCCCUAAAAAAUAUGAAAAUUAAAAGAUGACAAAUCACAAUUCUUCAGGUUUUUUCUGUUCUUUUUAUUUUUUAACGAUCUGUAGACGAGUUUGGAAAAGUCUAUUAUAUUUUAAAUAAGAACACAGAAACAUGAAACUAACGCACAUGCCCCAUUCAUAAAACAGAAUUAUUUAUAAUUCUCUAAGACUAUCU
Molecule: messenger RNA, 2103 nt
Organism: Ruditapes philippinarum (Manila clam)
Lineage: Eukaryota; Metazoa; Mollusca; Bivalvia; Venerida; Veneridae
Product: secreted protein C-like
Exons: 3
Coding region: 23-1615 (530 amino acids)
Source: RefSeq, a predicted model, not a curated record